AUGGAUGCCGUGCUGGCAGAAAUAGGCGUCCUGCGGCCACCUAUUGAGGAGGGCGCGACAACGGUGCAAUCGUUAUCACUGGCAAUAGGCCGUUGCUACGGCGGAAAUUUAUUUGCGACUCGACGCCUGCGGAUGCUGCUGCUGAGCAUCGGCCUAUAUCGACCCGUAGUCCUCGAAACCUGCUCAGCGUUCGUGAUGAUCACCACUGUGCGCAGCCGUGUUGCCGUAGACCGCGGCGACUUUGCGGCACUAGCUUUACUCGACGUGUCGGCCAUGUUUGACAGGGUGCUGUUUAGUCUUGAUACCGGGGGAGAGGGGGAGGAUGCGCAGCUCGGUGACCGACGGCGCGCUGGCGUCGCCGGGGGAUUGGGAGGGACUGGCGAUACUGCGAACACGGGAGGAGAAGCAACGGGGGGUGCUGGCGAUACUGCCAACACGGGAGAAGCAACGGGAGGGGCCGGUGAUACUGCCAACACGGGAGAAGCAAUGGGAGGGGCUGGUGAUACUGCCAACACGGGAGAAGCAACGGGAGGGGCUGGUGAUACUGCCAACAUGAGAGAAGCAACGGGAGGGGCCGGUGAUACUGCCAACACGGGAGAAGCAAUGGGAGGGGCUGGUGAUACUGCCAACACAGGAGAAGCAACGGGAGGGGNGCAUUUGUGUUUCUGGUCUGCAACGAAGCUUUAG
This is a messenger RNA of Hyalella azteca, 687 nucleotides long. RefSeq names its product PE-PGRS family protein PE_PGRS33-like. Lineage: Eukaryota; Metazoa; Arthropoda; Malacostraca; Amphipoda; Hyalellidae. The transcript has 3 exons. The coding region runs from base 1 to 687 and encodes 228 amino acids. The record is from RefSeq and is a predicted model, not a curated record.